Cyprinus carpio (common carp) is the source of this 1743-nucleotide messenger RNA. Its product is annotated as snurportin-1-like. The record is from RefSeq and is a predicted model, not a curated record. Gene Ontology annotation, molecular function: protein binding; nuclear import signal receptor activity. Gene Ontology annotation, biological process: protein import into nucleus; snRNA import into nucleus. NCBI's taxonomy places the organism in Eukaryota, Metazoa, Chordata, Actinopteri, Cypriniformes, Cyprinidae. Gene Ontology annotation, cellular component: cytoplasm; nucleus.
CGCGACGAGGCGUGAUGACGUCAGCGGCAGCGCGCCAUUGCGUUUCAACGCGUGUUUCUCUGCAGAAGUAGCUGUUUGUGUUUUUCGCUGUCCUGGUUUUCCAUUCCGUUUGUAUUAGGCCUACUCUGUAACAUCACGAGUACAGGUUUUUAAGAGCAGCUCUGAUGGGAUUGUGAUCACGUGUUUGCUGUUACUCUCUUUUUCCGUCCAUCAUGGAGGCUCUGACCCAGGCUCUCUCCUCCAGCUUCUCUGUAUCCAGGGAACCAAACAGCACUUCUGCGCCCCAUCCACGCCUGGCCCAGUACAAGAGCAAAUACAGCGUUCUGGAGCAGAGUGAACGGCGCAGGAGGUUCCUGGAACUGCAGAAAGAAAAGAGGCUAAACUACGUGAAUCACGCCCGUCGGCUGGCUGAUGGAGACUGGACCGGAGCUGACAGCGAGGAUGAGGAGGAGGACGAAGAGAAGAAGAGUCAGCGGCAGCUGGAGAACAGCGCUGAUGAAGAAGGGAUGGAGAUCGAGCAGAAGAAAAGGCUACCGAAACAUUAUGCCAACCAGCUGAUGCUGUCAGAGUGGUUGGUGGACGUCCCUGCAGAUCUGAGCUCUGAUUGGCUGAUGGUGGUUUGUCCAGUUGGAAAGCGUUCCCUCGUUGUUGCCUCCAAGGGAUCCACAUCAUCUUACACCAAAAGUGGCUACUGUGUCAAUCGAUUCCCUUCUCUUAUUCCCGGCGGCAAAAGACACAACUCUGCAUUGGGCAAAGAUUACACCAUCCUGGACUGCAUCUACAGUGACGUAGACAGAACAUACUACAUCCUGGAUGUCAUGUGCUGGAGGGGACAUCCUGUGUAUGACUGCUCAACAGAGUUCCGGUUCUACUGGCUGCAGUCUAAAGUGGAAGAGGUUGAAGGUCUUUCUGAAAUUUCCAAGAUUAAUCCUUUCCGGUUUGUGAGUUUGAACAGCAUCAGCUGUUCAACAGAGUCCAUCCAGACGGCUCUUGCACAUGAGUACAACUUUACAGUGGACGGGCUUCUUUUCUACCACAAGGAGACCCACUACACCCCUGGCAGCACGCCGUUGGUCGGCUGGCUCAGACCGUAUAUGGUGGCAGAUAUCUUGGGCAUCGAGGUGCCACAGUGUCCCCUCACCAGCAAGCCUGAUUAUGCCAGCCAUCAGCUUCAGCAGAUCCUGGAGCACAAGAAAACCUCUACAGAAGUUCGUCCGGCCGACCAAAACGGCCGAUAUGAACUGGAACAUCUGUCCACCCCAGAGACGCAGCUGGAGAAGUCUCACAACGCUCAGAAAGAGAGCAUGGAUGUCUGAGGACUUCUGCAUGAUCUGUUUUAGAGAGCACUUUUCUCAAGUCUGUGCAUGACCACGAAGAUGAUCACGUUUCAGGAGAGCACUGAUGUCUAUGAGUUUUUAUAAUUGCUAUAUUUAAAAUUGCAAUUCAGUUCUAAGUAACUCAGAUGGAGCCAUUUCUGUAACUGUAAUUGCAAAAAUUAAACUAUUCUGCUUUUUUGCAGAUAUUAUUUUAGGAAACAUAGGUUUAAAGGAUAGUGACCCUCCUGCUCUGCUGUGUUAACACUCUGUUUAGUCACGCAUCUUCAUUGGAUUUUAUAUAUAGCUUUUUAAUUCUAUCUUUUCUGUAGAAGAUGAGAUUAAGAUUCUCAUGUGAAGAAACCUAUGAAUAGUUUUUUUUUUAUUUGUGUUAUGACUUCAAAUAAAGUUUUACUGUCUGUUUUGUUUA